GAAGUCAAAUGCAGUUUGCGCAGUCGCAGUUUGAGUCGGUUUCAUGACGCUGAUUUUGUUGUCUUAACCCAGUUACUGUAGCUACUCCUCUGUGAGAACUAGCAAAUACAUGUUGCAGUUAUGUAGCACAUAGAAUAAGGACUUUACCCCGCUGAGACCAGCUACCGUUAGCUAAUGUUACAGUCUUCCCUCGGCUUGUUAAACUACUGCGGCUGCGUUUGUCAACCAGCUAGCUAAUAAGCUAGCUAGCUACACGCUAGCAAACAAGCUGGUGUGAGUUUGCGAUGUGCUGCUGUUUGUUUUCUCUCUCUCGUCUCGGCUAGCUCUCUAACUCAGCUGCCGGGCGGCUAACCUGACCUAGCUACAUUUUUUUGGUGUGGCGAGAAGCAGCAAAAUACACCGCAUCCAUUUCUUUAUGCAAGUGUCCAGCUAAGAUGUGGCAAAGUGUCGGGCUCACACUGCUGGUCAUUGUGGCCACACUUGUCUGUGCGCUGCUCUUCAUGCUGUUUGGUUGGUAUGUAGUCUGGCAGCUCUUCCUGUCCAAGUUCAAGUUCCUGCGUGAACUUGUCGGGGACGCUGGCACCCCACAGGCCGAAACGCAGCCGUCCGAAACCAAGAGUGAACGCACAGCUAACGCCCCAACACGAAAUCGGCCCAGGACCGCACGCCAAAGAGUCACCUCUCCAGAAAGCACUUCAUAGACGACCCAGACGGCCACUGUGUAUCCUUCACAACUACUCAUGAAACCUCUCUUACCAUGACUGCUCGUCAGCCCUAUACAAACGUCGUGUGUGUGACCAUCACAGAUGUUUCCCACUGACCCUGCACUCUACACUACACAAGGACCUUGUGGACACUUAGUAGUCGACACUCAGCCCUCCUCUUAAACAGGACACUUUUAACUGACCAGGCAGAUAUGCUGGUUUCAAAAGGGAAAAGCCAUUUACGUACAUUACUGUCCAUUUCUUUGUCAUCUGUUCAUAUGUUUAAUUAUGUACAGUCGUAUAUGUACUGGAGUGUGGGGCUCCACUCAUGCUCCUCCUGUUAUCCUGCAAUAGUGAUGGCCAGCUUUCAUGAGCGGCCACGCUGCUUCCUGCCACCUCUGUGGAGUAUAAAGAUGCUCCAUCACACAAAGAGAGAUGUGAAUUCUCUUUAUGUACAUGUUUUAAUCUUGUGUUUUUAACAGAAGUAAGUCUGUUUUUAACAGAAGUAAGUCUUUCUUUGAACAAAGUAGGAAGAUAACUGUUAAAAAGUCUCGUCUACAUCAUUUUAACAACUGAAGAUCAACUCAAAACUGAAAGUGAUUUGUACCAUGGAUAAUUUCAUUUUUUUUAAAAGCGUAACAAAGUGCAAUGAAAGGAAUGUUUAUGCUGUCAUUUGAUUGUUUCUUGCACAGUAUACAUAUUAUUAUGGACUACCAUCCAGUAGAUAAUGGCCCAAAAACCUCCAAGGAAGAUGCCAAAUGACACGGCUUCAUUCCAGUUGUGUAAAAUGUGACCUUUUUCCUGCAACUUCUCCUUCACCUUGUCCUUUUUUUAUAGAUUUAUACUUGAAGAGUCAGGGGAAAGUUUCAAGGACGGUUGGUGUUAAGAAGCAGCUCUCCACAUUGUUAGCUGAUCUCUGGGAGCACUGAAACGAGGCUCCCUGCGGCCUGAGUGGUGUCUGAACCCUCUCCCCUCCCCUGUGCCUCCGUCUGUACCAGUGCCUGUUUAGAUGGCAUCCACUGUUUGUUACAUGGCUUCCUUUUGUAUAGACGACAGUAGCUUCAUUUCCAUUACAGUGCAAAUCAGAGCCAAGUCGAUACUUAUGUAAUAUUCUCCCUCCAGGUACAACUCGUGUAACUCUUGCACCUUUUUUCUUCUUCUUCAGUGGAGCAGUAGCUUCAAAUAAAUAAUGCCAUAAAUAUGUUGAGCCCUGACCUGUUUGCCUCUUAAGUGGAAAAGUUUUUUUUAGGAAAACUAACUUUGGAGGAAAUGUGAUUGAUGGUUCAAAGUAUUAUUUUAUAUUCGCUAUAAAUUGUCUGUGUAUUAAACAUACAAAAUACUUCAUAAA
Molecule: messenger RNA, 2052 nt
Organism: Siniperca chuatsi (mandarin fish)
Lineage: Eukaryota; Metazoa; Chordata; Actinopteri; Centrarchiformes; Sinipercidae
Gene: smim13
Product: small integral membrane protein 13
Exons: 2
Coding region: 435-701 (88 amino acids)
Source: RefSeq, a predicted model, not a curated record